UCUAACGGCGUAACGUCUGCACCGUCAUGACACGGCGCUUAUAAAGCAUCUAUUAUCGCCAAGCUAAGAUAUUAUAUACAUGCAUACUAAAGAUAGAAGUUAUAUUAUAUGCGAACGAUGUUCAAUAAGUGGCAGUGUGCGUGAAUUGCUCGCGGCUCUCGUGGUCGAAGUAUUCAGGGCAAGCUUAGCGACGCAGCUGUUUACAACUUAACCUCGAACUGCUUCGAAUCUGACUUCUGCUGAUGGGCUGACAGAACGUCGGGACGCGAGAGUGACGUCGCUCGCUAAGAUUUUUGGCCUCCGAGAUCGAAGCACCCGGGCGAGAGAGCUACGGCCUACGGGCACCGACGUAUCACUUUUCAUGAUACGAUCCACACAUACAACCAUGUAUUGUUUUAUUAUCAACUUGGAAUAAUGAAAAAUGAAAGAAAUUCAGAGGGAGCAGAAUUUUAUAAAAAGAGGCAAAAGUAAGCUGGCUUGCAUAAGGCAAUAUCGGAACCAAGAUUCAGAUUUCAAAAAUGAGCAACUCAAUGAAGCCAGUAUCGACGCAGUCAGGCACGAUAAAAUCAAACAAUGAUGAAAUGGAAAAGAUACCGUCAUCGUCGCCUAAAAGAUCUGACACUCUAACAAAUUCGCAAAGAAUAUGGACAAGUCUUGCAGCAGGAGCUAUUGCCGGAGGAGCAGCUAAGACCUCGAUAGCACCUCUCGAUAGAACAAAAAUCAAUUUUCAAACGUCUCAACAACCCUUUUCAACCAAAGCUGUAUUAGAUUUUCUUAUUAAAUCAUAUCAAAAGGAUGGAUUGCUUAGUCUUUGGCGAGGCAACAGUGCUACUAUGGUUAGAAUUGUACCAUAUGCUGCAAUUCAGUUUACAGCAUAUGAACAAUGGAAACGAAUUCUUAAAGUUGAUGAAACUGAUGUUGGCGAUGAAAGAAGAUUUAUUGCCGGUGCAAUAGCUGGUUUAAUAUCCCAAGCUAUGACUUAUCCUUUGGAUUUAGCACGAGCUCAAAUGGCAGUUACUCAAAAGGAUGAAUACAAAACUCUGCGCCAAGUUUUCACUCAGAUUUAUAAAAAGGACGGUUUAGUAGCUUUCUAUAGGGGAUUCACUCCAACGAUACUCGGUGUUGUACCGUACGCAGGCUGCAGCUUUUUCUUCUAUGAUACACUUAAAAAUAUACUUACAAUAUAUACAGUGAAUAGCCCUGCGCUAUCCGCAAUGACUGGCCUAAUGUCUGGAGCUAUAGCUGGAAUGAUUGGCCAAGCAAGCAGUUAUCCCUUGGACAUUGUUCGCAGAAGAAUGCAGACUUCUGCUGUUAAGAAUCAACAAUCCCUUGGGAUUAUCAAAAUGACUAUGAAAAUUUAUGGGGAAGAUGGUAUUAUGUCCUUCUACAAAGGCUUAAGUAUGAACUGGGUGAAAGGCCCGAUUGCUGUUGGAAUCAGUUUUGCCACGUAUGAUAUAAUGAAAGAUUUUCUUCGUAAAAUUUUUUGUUAAUUUUGAAACGCAAAGAAAAUAUUAUGAUGAAAUCCUAACUUACAUGAUAGGUCAUAUUGAUUAUCAUUUAAAGUUAUGUACAUAGGUUGUAUAAUGACAUCGAGGAAAUCGUAACAAAGUUUUAAUUCAAUGUUAUCAAAUUUUAG
Ceratosolen solmsi marchali is the source of this 1636-nucleotide messenger RNA. RefSeq names its product dephosphocoenzyme A carrier (gene DPCoAC). Lineage: Eukaryota; Metazoa; Arthropoda; Insecta; Hymenoptera; Agaonidae. The record is from RefSeq and is a predicted model, not a curated record. Bases 519 to 1490 code for a protein of 323 amino acids. The transcript has 6 exons. Gene Ontology annotation, biological process: transmembrane transport.